GGGGAGGAGAAAAUCAAGAAGAAAGCUUAGAAAACGCCAAUAUGGAAGGCAGGAGUGAAGUCAAUGAACACACGCAGAUAAUAAAAGGAGCAGUGUUCCUGUCCACUGUGGCCUCGGCUGGACUCAUUGUAGGAUUCGGUUCAACGCUGGCUCUGGCUAAAAAGAAGAGUCCGAACUGGUUCAACAAGGGUAUAGUCCCCUCUGCAGCAGUUCCAGAGUCGGGGGUGUCUCUGGCCCUCAGGGCCCUGGGCUGGGGCUCUCUCUGGGCCUGGUGUGGAGUUGGACUCAUCAGUGUUACCGUCUGGAAGCUGCUCGGAGUCCACACGUUGUUCGACUUCAGGCAGAAGAUGCAGUCCUUCUUUCCCUCCAUCCCAAAGUCCAACUCUGGACCAGACACUGUGGACUGGGACUCUCUGGUCAAACCCCAAACACACCCUGCUGCUAAUGAUAUUGCUAAUGCUAGUGCUAAUGCUGCUGACGCUAGCAGAGAAUGAACCAAGACGGAUCUGUGUAAAUGUUUGUAAAUAUUUUCAUUUGAAUUAAAUUAUUAUAUUGAUUUUACAUUCUGUGUUUUCAAAUGUUUUCAAAUGACAGCGUCACGAUGAUCAAGUUUUAGCUGAUAUCC
Periophthalmus magnuspinnatus is the source of this 625-nucleotide messenger RNA. RefSeq names its product transmembrane protein 242 (gene tmem242). Bases 42 to 494 code for a protein of 150 amino acids. Lineage: Eukaryota; Metazoa; Chordata; Actinopteri; Gobiiformes; Gobiidae. The record is from RefSeq and is a predicted model, not a curated record. The transcript is spliced from 4 exons.